Diutina rugosa is the source of this 2871-nucleotide messenger RNA. RefSeq lists its product as uncharacterized. Gene Ontology annotation, cellular component: cytoplasm. Gene Ontology annotation, molecular function: protein binding. The record is from RefSeq and is a predicted model, not a curated record. Gene Ontology annotation, biological process: tRNA methylation. Bases 1 to 2871 code for a protein of 956 amino acids. NCBI's taxonomy places the organism in Eukaryota, Fungi, Ascomycota, Pichiomycetes, Serinales, Debaryomycetaceae. The transcript has a single exon.
AUGGCCAACCCCAUCUCGCUGGUGGCCGAGGCGGCGAUACUACCCUACGCCCACUACGGUCCGGUGACGGCGGUCAAGUUCACUGGCGACUACCUCUUAUGUGGCUACGGACCUAUCCUCAAGGUGUUCCAGGGGCUGCUGGGGGUGGAAGUCGCCAGCCACCAGGUUUUCCACCGCAAUAAGAUCCACCAUAUCGGCGUGUCGCCCUCCGAUAACGUGAUUAUUGUCGGUGCUCGAUCCUACGUGGUGUCCACGUUAACUCAGUUGAUGCAACCGAAGCUUACCGUGGCUGAAAAGUUGGCUAAUGAAUGGAUCAUUUGUGGUGAGUUUGUUGGCGAAAACCAAGUAGCAUUACUCAACUCACACAACACGGUGAUGACCAUCAACACCAACACUUAUAAAGUGGAAUCAGUUCGCCAUUGUCUUGAGAAACUGAUCCUUUAUUCCGGGCUGAUUGCCUUUGUUGAAAACAAACCAGUGGUUGCAGCCGGUACGGUGAUGGACGGGGUGAUCGUAUGGGAUUUGGGAAGUGGUGCCAUUAUCCACCGUCUCCAAGACCAUGAAGGUUCGAUAUUUGGGGUUCAGAUUAGUGGAGACGGUACCCAAAUAGUACUGUGCUCCGAUGACCGUCUGGUUAAGCUCUACGACUAUAAACUGGGGACUUUGAAAGCACUGGGGUGGGGCCACGGUCUGAGAAUCUGGGGGCUUCGGUUCUGUCAAGAUUUCAUAGUAUCAGCGGGUGAAGACUGUCUGGUUCGUCUCUGGCAAUAUAGUGAAGGCAAUGACGAGCUUCAGGCUGUGCAUGUGAUGGAACACGUCCAUCUGGGGAAACACAUUUGGGCAGUAGAUGCUGUUGAUCACUCAGCAACAAUUGCUACUGGUGGUGCUGACGGUAAAGUGAGAUUUCACCAUAUUAAUGAAGUGAUGGCUACCGAGUUUAAUACCACUGAGAUCUCGAUGGAAGCGUUAGCUGAAGAUGAUCUGAUUAAAGAGUACGCGUUGGCGGCUCAGGGGAUGGUAGCAGUAACGGUAAAAGGGCACAUGCUUGCUGUCAAGCACUUACAGCUUAUACCCAUUGUUGACAGCGACGACUGGGUGUCGAAACUUAAUAACUUUGCCCUCGUCGAGCUGUUGGAGCCGUUGCUGGUGGCAGUGGUGUGCAGUCGCUCUGGAGAGCUUGCGGUGAUUGACACCGUCGAAAUGGAAGUGGUGAAGACUAUCGACAACUUAUUGAUUCCUGGGGAUAAAGUGGUGAACAUGGUGGCCUAUUCUGAUGGGAACACCCACUUGGUGGUGUUAGUGCUGCCGAACCCGCACCUGGACCUUGUGGUGGUGCAAUUCACGCUGGCUACCAACUAUAAAGUGUAUAAGCUUCAAAAGCCGUCGCUGCCGUUUACGGUGCUGGCAGUGGCUUAUAUCAAUAACCACUUGGUCGUCGGUGGUCGCCAAGUGUCAUUGGCAGUAUACUCGUUGAAUGAAACGGCUCCGAAGGAGGUAUACCGUCGGGUAAGUGCGGGUGACACCAUCACCUCGAUCCUGGCCAUUACCCCUGAAUUAGCGCUUAUCACCGUCAGAGACGGCACCUAUAUGGUGGGUUCAGUAAGUGCUGACGGCCAGUUAUCGAUUAUUCAUCAAAACAAGCUUGCUCGUGGUUUCAUCGAGGGAGGCUACUGGGACCAUGAACUCAACCACCUCAUUCUCUACGGGUUUAAGCUGCUGUACUUUUACAUCUGGGACGAGACCACCCACUGUGAGCUUAUGGCCCAUACCUGUGGCGGUGUCCACCGCAAAUGGAGGGUACGUAAGGAGUCUGGCCGCAAACAAUGGCAGUUUGUCUACACCAAUAAGCUGACGGUGUACCAACGCCAAUUCACUCAGGAGAACCAACCGGGCUUGGUCCACCAAGGUACUCACGGACGUGAGAUCCGCGAUAUCUGCUGGCAAAACGACGUGGUGGUGACGGCGCUGGAAGACGCUACGGUCAAGUUUUCCACUUAUGACUCUCAAACCCACCAAUUGACUGAACAUUGGACGAUGAAUAAUCACGUGCUGGGUCUCCAGCGGUGUAAGUUCAUUGGCAAAGAUCUUGUGGCGUCACUGGCCGCUAAUGAGGAGUUUAUCGUGUGGCAGCUUUCUCGUCAAGGUCCAGUGAUAACGGUGAAAGAAGUAGCCAGAUUACCUCCUAGUGCUGAUAUCCCUGACUUGAGAAUCAUGGACUUUGCCACAGUCGAAUACGGUGAUGGCCAGCUCUUGGUGGCCACCGUAUACUCAGACUCGGCGAUCAAAGUGUGGCGGUUUGACGUCGCCACCACCAAAUUCGACUUGGUGUGUCUGGGAGUGUACACUACCUGUUGCAUAUUACAAGUAGAGUUUAUCCGUUUAGGCGACGCCCACAAGCUCCACUUGAUGAUUGGUGCUACUGACGGGCAUGUCGCUGUAUGGGACAUUAACCACUUACCCAAGGACCUCGGAGCGAUGGUCGUCAAACAACAGAUCCACCAGAACGGGAUCAAAGCGUGGCACUUAAUCCCCCACGGUAGUGGGUACUGGCUCGUCACUGGCGGUGACGAUAAUGCUCUUGCCGUCUCCCGUCUCCAGCUCCAGCAAACACAACUACAAUUAGAGUCGGCGCUGUUCAUUGCCGACGCCGCCUCGCUGACGAUUACGGGGAUCGCUGGUCUUCAGGGCCACGAGGUGGUGGUGACGCUGGUGGACCAGAUCGUGCGGCGCUGGCAGCUCGAUGGCACCGGCCACUUGCGCUGUGCCAGUGCCCGCUACACCACUGUGGCCGACACCGGCUGUUGCUGCAGCGGUGGACUGGGCACGGUGAUGGUCGCCGGGGCCGGGGUGUCGGUGUUCAACUGUAUAUAG